Molecule: messenger RNA, 2947 nt
Organism: Topomyia yanbarensis
Lineage: Eukaryota; Metazoa; Arthropoda; Insecta; Diptera; Culicidae
Gene: Hsc70-5
Product: heat shock 70 kDa protein cognate 5
Exons: 7
Coding region: 212-2245 (677 amino acids)
Biological process (GO): protein refolding; cellular response to unfolded protein
Cellular component (GO): cytoplasm; mitochondrion
Molecular function (GO): ATP-dependent protein folding chaperone; misfolded protein binding; ATP binding
Source: RefSeq, a predicted model, not a curated record
CCGAAUAGAUCGUUCAUUUGAAGUCGAACCGAGUACUCAGUUGGACGUGUGUUCUCAUCGUGUCUCGUGUACCGAAAGUGUAUGUGUGAAUUCAGAUCUGUCAAGCAAGAAACUAGUGGAUUCUCCAAAAAUAUUGCAUCAUAAGUCCAAAAACGUGAUCUUCCUAAUUCGUGAGUUUUAACUCCACGGAAUAUCUUAUAGUGCUGAGAAUAUGUUGAAAGCAGCUAAAUUUUUAUCCCGCACCCUAACGGAGAACCGUGGAUUGUUGCAAAAUGGCGGAAUCCUCGGUAACAGCUUGCAGGCUCGAUUCAAAUCCGACACCGUCAAGGGUGCCGUUAUCGGAAUCGAUCUGGGUACGACAAACUCCUGCGUCGCCGUGAUGGAAGGCAAACAGGCCAAAGUUAUCGAGAAUGCCGAAGGUUCCCGCACCACCCCUUCGCAUGUGGCCUUCACCAAGGACGGUGAACGGUUGGUUGGUAUGCCAGCUAAACGGCAAGCUGUCACAAAUUCGGCCAACACAUUUUACGCAACCAAGCGUUUGAUCGGUAGACGUUUCGACGAUCCGGAGAUCAAGAAGGACAUGAAAAAUCUGUCGUACAAGGUAGUGAAGGCUUCCAACGGAGAUGCCUGGGUUCAGGCAACCGACGGUAAGGUCUAUUCACCCAGCCAGAUCGGAGCGUUCGUACUGGUAAAAAUGAAGGAAACGGCUGAAGCUUAUUUGAAUACAAACGUUAAAAAUGCCGUUGUUACGGUCCCAGCGUACUUCAACGACUCCCAGCGACAGGCAACUAAGGAUGCUGGACAAAUAGCUGGUUUGAAUGUGCUUCGCGUCAUCAACGAACCGACUGCUGCUGCUCUAGCGUAUGGUAUGGAUAAAAGUGAAGACAAAAUCAUUGCCGUGUAUGAUCUUGGCGGUGGUACUUUUGAUAUUUCGAUCCUGGAAAUUCAAAAGGGUGUAUUCGAGGUGAAGUCUACCAAUGGUGAUACUCUGCUAGGCGGUGAGGAUUUUGAUAACUACAUUGUCAAUUAUCUGGUGGGAGAAUUCAAAAAGGAUCAAGGAAUUGACAUCACCAAGGAUCCAAUGGCUAUGCAACGGUUGAAGGAAGCCGCCGAAAAGGCGAAAUGCGAGCUUUCGUCAUCUGUCCAAACCGAUAUCAAUCUACCGUACAUCACAAUGGAUGCUUCAGGACCGAAACAUUUGAAUCUGAAGUUUACUCGUGCUAAGUUGGAACAGUUGGUCGGCGAACUGAUCAAGCGUACGAUUGCCCCGUGUCAAAAAGCUUUGUCUGAUGCAGAAGUUUCCAAAUCGGACAUUGGAGAAGUGUUGCUGGUCGGAGGUAUGACCCGUAUGCCGAAAGUUCAACAGACUGUGCAGGAAAUCUUUGGUCGCACACCAUCCCGAGCUGUGAACCCUGAUGAGGCUGUCGCUGUUGGUGCAGCUGUUCAAGGUGGUGUUCUCGCAGGCGAUGUCACCGAUGUGCUGCUACUUGACGUCACUCCCCUGUCGCUUGGUAUCGAAACGUUGGGCGGUGUGUUUACCCGCUUGAUUACUCGUAACACCACAAUUCCGACCAAGAAGUCACAGGUCUUUUCCACCGCCGCCGAUGGUCAAACUCAGGUCGAAAUUAAAGUCCAUCAGGGUGAACGUGAAAUGGCCUCGGACAAUAAAAUGCUUGGCUCGUUCACAUUGGUCGGAAUUCCACCGGCGCCCCGUGGAGUACCACAGAUUGAGGUAGUGUUUGACAUCGAUGCCAACGGUAUUGUGCAUGUUUCAGCCAGGGACAAGGGAACCGGAAAGGAACAGCAAAUUGUGAUCCAAUCUUCCGGUGGCCUGAGCAAAGACGAAAUUGAAAACAUGAUUAAGAACGCCGAACAGUAUGCCGCCACCGACAAGCAGAAGAAAGAGCGUAUCGAAGCGGUCAAUCAGGCCGAAGGCAUAGUGCACGACACCGAAUCGAAAAUGGAAGAAUUCAAAGAUCAACUACCAAAAGAAGAGUGCGACAAAUUACGUGAAGAAAUCACCAAGGUGCGGGAAAUCUUGGCCAACAAGGACGAGGCAGAUCCAGAGGAAAUCCGAAAAACUGUCAGUGCUCUUCAGCAGUCCUCGCUGAAACUAUUCGAAAUGGCUUACAAAAAGAUGGCUUCCGAGCGCGAAAGCAGCGGUAGCAGUGGUAGCAGUUCCGACAGCUCUAGCACCAGCAGCAGCAGUAGCGAAGAAGCAGAGAAGAAGGAGAACAAAAACUAAACUCGAGCAAACAACACAAAACAAAACAUCCUGUAAAAAUAGUUGUAGCUACUAUAAUAGAAUUAGCUAAAAUUGAUCGAACAUUACUGCGGAACAGCACGAACACACAAUUUAUUUAGUAUCCUAGUUUUACCAGUUGAUCGCAAGUAUCUUGCUCAUUUCUGAAGGAUUUUGUUAAGUAUGAAACAUCAAUACUAUCGUGUAGCUACUGCAGUUAAGAGUUUGGAAAUUGCGUGUAAGAAUUUUGCAAAUGUCAAUUUCAUUCCUGCAGGAUCACGGGGAUUUUGGAUCAUAUUCACUAUCAAGAAUGUUUUUCUCUGGAAUCUAAUUCUUCGGACAUUUUUUUACAAUGUGCGAAUGUCCAGAUUUGGGAAUGAAUGAAUUUCACUACUUGAGAGAAUCUUUAAAAAAUGUACUAUCUAUUUAACGAAACUAAAACAUUCGCAAAUCACAGUUAUGUAUCGUUUUGGUCCUAUUUCCCAGCCUUUGCUUAAAGUGGUUAGAAGGAAAAGACAUUUUGCAAUAGAAAAUGACGGUCUGGUAGGUAAGAGACAUUAUCGAAUAAUGCUGCUAUUACGUUUCGCCUCUGAAAAACCAAUGAUUAUGUAGUUGAACGAAUUUACUCGUUUGAAAGGUGACUGGCAUGGACCUUUGUGUAGAUCACCAUAUUGCAAUAAAGUAAGGUUAUUCUGUGAACUGUAA